AAAAAGCAGGGCGUUCCUCCGGUAGUCCUGCAGUCCUGCUGGGGUUGAAGAAGCCCCCGACGGCCCGAGGGCAAUAGGGCGACGGGGCCCCCGGCUCAGCACCAGGCAGCGAGGGAUGUCGAGCCGUCCCCCCCUGCUCGCCGGAGUGGAGCCGGCCCAGUGAAUCAUGUGCAGCCUGUUCCUUAUUGCAUGCAGCGCAUGGGUUCACCUUCAGGGUCUUGUUUGUCUCCUUCUAAAAUCGCAUCACCUGGACCGAGACCAGCCAGAAACGUCACGCAGCAGUGUAACUGUAAUACAAGAAGUGAAAAGAGGCAGAGAACAGGCACAGCUCAACUUCUAACCCUUAACAAAGGCAGAAAGGAUUUGUCAAGGCGCUACCAACCAAAAGAAAAAAGUGUCGGUGGGGAAAAGGCGUCUGAGAUAAUCGAGCAAGGCUCCAGGAUCUGGAGAAGCAGCUCAGGAGGUUACAGCAGUGCCCUAGUGGAUUAUGUGGGGCUCCGGCUGACGGAGCACAGUGGCUCGGAAGAUGCUCUUUGCCGCCUGACUAACAACCCCCAGUGAAUUUAUAUCUCAGAUUCUUUCAAGCAGCCAAGGGGAAACCUGAACACUAGAAUGAAGAGAUAAAAACCUCACUCAGCAUAAAUGCAUGAUUGAAAUUGCAGCACGGUUUCCUACUACUGGACAAGGUAUUGUCGCUUUUACUAAUGUUGCUGUGGUAUAGAUGGAUGAUAGCAUAAAUGCCAGCAUGGAGUUACGAAGAGCCUCUAGUCCUCACAAGAUGAACAAGAGUGAUAUGGAUGAAGACAAGUCCGUGUUGCACAGCUGCUGCAUAUGUGGCAAAAGUUUUCCUUUCCAGAGCUCCUUGUCACAGCACAUGAGGAAACACACAGGGGAGAAACCUUACAAGUGCCCGUAUUGUGACCACAGAGCUUCUCAAAAGGGCAAUUUGAAGAUACACAUUCGGAGUCACAGAACAGGCACUAUUAGUCAGGGCCAGGAGGUGGAGGUGGGAGGAGAGGCGCAGCUUGGAGAGAUGCGAGUCUCGGAAGGUCUUGAUGGUUGCACCAGCCCUACCAAAAGUACCUCUGCCUGCAACAAGAUCUUGAAUGGAGCAACUCCAGCAGAAGGGGGCAAGAUCUUGCUUCGAAGCAGCAGAAAAGAGGCAGUUCCUGAAACCUCCUCUAGGGAAGAUGUUAAAAUAUGUCCUGUGCAGUGCACCUUCUGCAAAAACAAAUUUGAAGGGAAGAAAGAAUUGGAACAGCACAUCCAUCAAAUUCAUAAACCUUUCAAAUGUAAGCUGUGCAAUUAUAUGACCUUAAGAGAGGAAACACUGUUAAGCCACAUAGAGAAAGACCACAUUACCACUCCGAUUCCAAAUGGAGAGACGUGCGCUGAGAGCUGCAAGAGUGAGUCAAGCGGAGGGGAGUUUCCUUGCGAAGUCUGUGGACAGGCCUUUAGUCAAACGUGGUUUCUCAAAGCUCACAUGAAAAAGCAUAGAGGGUCAUUCGACCAUGGGUGCCAUAUAUGUGGCAGAAGGUUUAAAGAACCCUGGUUCCUCAAAAACCACAUGAAGUCACAUGGCCCCAAGUCUGGGAGCAAAAACAAGCCAAAAAACGAUUUGGAGCCCAUAGCCACUAUUAAUGAUGUUGUUCAGGAGGAAACGAUUGUGACUGGCUUGUCCCUGUAUGAAAUUUGCACCAAGUGUGGAAACUUGUUUACAAAUAUGGAAAGCCUAAAAGCACAUAAUUCUGUGCAUUGCAGGUCUUCUAGAGCUCGAAAUGAACACAGAGCUGAGAGUCUAGUUGAUGGAGAUUUUGAUCCAACUAUAGCAAAGCAGUUUUUUGUCCAGUAUCUAAAAUUGAAGCCAUCUGUAGAGGUAGACCGUUUUGCAGGAGGGCAGUCAGGAAAAAGAGUAGCUGAGCUGGAUCCGGUCAAUAGCUACCAGGCUUGGCACUUGGCCACCAAAGGAAAAGUCGCAGAACCUUCUGAGUACGUCAAGUAUUUGGGAUGGGAUGAAGUCCUGGCCGAUGCUGAUGUCACUUAUGACAAGGAUAAAAGGGAAUAUAUUCUUGUCAGUCAAGAGAAGCGCAAACUAGACCAUGACUUACCAGGCUCUUCAGGCAAUCCAAAAAAGAAAAACUGUCACAGUGGGCGUUCAGAGAAAAGUAACAGUUCACAGUCAGGGGACAACUCUAUCUUAGGUCAGGAUGACCUAGAGUAUAGACCGUCUUCACGUCAGAGCAGAAGGGUAUCACAGAACAAGUCCACAGAGUGUUUUGAGUGUGGCAAGAUCUUCCGUACUUAUCACCAAAUGGUGCUUCAUUCCCGUGUGCACAGGAAACAGCGCCGAAGCUGCAGUGAAGGCAGAGUCGUAGUUCAGCAAGAUCGAUAUGGAUCAAAUAGUGAGGAUGGAGACUCUGUUUCAGUGAGUGGUCCAAGCACACCAGGUUCAGCCUCUGCUCCAGAAGAUUCAGUCACUUCUGGCUUGGGUGGAGAGGGGCCUGAAGAUAGUUCGGAGGAAGGAGUAAACGAGCCAUCACCAUGUAAAAAACCAUACCUCUGCAGUUUGUCUGAAGAAAAUGCAUCUGUGGCAGCCCUACAGCUUAAGAAUGGAAGAAACCACAUGGGAGAAAAUUAUGCCAUUGAAUCUAAACCAGAAUUGACAACUGUGGCAUCUAUCCCAGAAAACAAGAUCCAAGAACUCUUUCCAAAACACAUGAAUCGCAACAUGUUCCCAGAGAAGUCAAUAUUUCAGUAUAGCCAAAAUCUCACUUGCUCUAGUAGGACUGUUGACCUUACUUCCAGUGUGGGCCAACUAAGUUCAGAUAUGAGGUCAGAUUUGCAAGCCCCACUGGAAUUGCAAACUUUAUCUAAAGAGAACCCUCUAGAUAUGCAUGAACACUCUGUUCUUAGUAGAGAUCCAGAUGUGCAAGAGAAGAUUCCAUUAGACCUAAGUGAGAAGUCAACUAGGGCUGAUUCAUGCAAUGUGAGUUUGACCUCAUCCUUGCAGGCUGCUUUGAUUGUCCAUCCGUGUCCUUACUGUAGUCAUAAGACCUAUUACCCAGAAGUCCUGUGGAUGCAUAAAAGAAUUUGGCAUAAGGUCAGCUGUAACUCCAUGGCUCCUCCUUGGGUUCUGCAAAAUGGAUUCAAGAGUAUAAAAAACAACUUAGUUUUUCUGGUGAGAAGUGGUCGCACCGGUCCCCCUCCUGCUCUUGGUGGUAAAGAAUGCCAGCCGUUGCCCAUAGCUAGAUUUACACGUACUCAGGUACCAAGUGGGUUGUCAGGAUCUAAAGGCAGUUCUUCUGGACUUGGUGCAACUGCUAAGCCAGGAACUAUGCUUAAAGAUGUACCAUCCGUUGGUUACUGUGGCCCACGGUCAUCCAGCAUUGAUGGGUACAGGCAGUCAAAACUGAUCCACACCCAUGAAAAGUAUAACACAGUAGCACAACCAUCCCAGUUGAAUGCAAAAUAUGAAGUGAAUUCCAAGGUGAUGCAAACAGGAAGCUUUAACAGAAAUUCAGCACCUUCCCAGACAAUUGUAUCUAGACCCAACUCACAGCCCUCCAACAGUAAGCAAGCAGAAAAAUAUACAGUUCCCCAAGUAAGUGCUGGGAUUUCCCCUUUAAGUAAGCAUUGCACUUCAGACCCAGGAAAGGCCAAAUUUGUCUCUCCACCUCAGUUCCAACCUCCAUGUAAGACUGAUCCAUACAUCACUCAAGAAGAUCCACCAGUGCCUCAUCAGGAGCCUGUUCCUAGAAGAGAGAAUGAGAUGAGGGCCUUGGCAAAUUGCACAGCAGGAUCCAGAGCCAGUCCACUGAUGCAGCCUCAGCCCAAUACAGCAGGACCACCUCCAAUGGGGCAUUCCAUCAAGCAGGAGCCACCAUCGGAAGGGCAUGAAAAGCGGCUGGACAUUUUAAACAUCUUUAAGACCUAUAUUCCAAAGGACCUUGCUUCUCUCUACCAAACAUGGGGUGCCAAUAGCCCUGUAGUGGACCAUGCUGGGAUGCUUAGGACACAAACACGACAAGGAGACUAUGUCUGCAUCGAAUGUGGGAAGGGUUUUUCCCAGCCCAGUCACCUCAGGACCCACAUGAGGUCUCACACAGGUGAGAGACCAUUCCAAUGCAGAUAUUGUCCAUACAGUGCCUCUCAGAAAGGGAACCUAAAAACUCAUGUCCAGUGUGUGCACCGGGUACCCUUUGACAACAGCCAGUACCCCGACCGACGCUUCCAACACCCUCCAGAUCAUUAUUCCAUCAGUGCUAUGGAAGAGCAGCUGGAAAAUCUCGUUUCAAACCAUCCAGUCCCUAGAGCAACUGUGCUAUAGCGAGAGAGCCACACUUUGCUGGAAGAGCGAAGCCUCUGAACAGUUAAUCAUUCUUAAAACAAAUGAAGAAGCUACGCAAGAUAUAUACAAAUUGACAUACUAAUCAGUCCCCCUGGUUCCUUAUUUCCUUUAUAAUAAACAGCGGAGUUGGCAAGCACCGUAGCGGCACAAGGCAUCUAUAUUAAGAUAACUUUUUUAGACACUGGAAAAAAUUAAACUUUAUAUGAUUUGGAGAGCAGCACUGCAACGAAAUCCUCCCUAAUGGUUGUGAUGGCUGAUUUGAGAUGUUUGUUCUUUUUAAAAAGAAAAACAACCAAGGUGGAUUUGGGAAUGUGGGAAGUAGUGAUAAAUGAAACUGCCAUUGGCUGUGUUGGCUGUCAUGCUGGAAAAAAACAACUCUUUUUGUUAGGUUGGAGGAGUUAUUCAGCGCUGUGAAAGGCAGGCUUGAUGAAGGACAGAAGGGACUGAAGAAGAGCGGCCAUCAUUCUGCAGCGAGGUUGUUUCAUGGUAGUUUGGGGACCACUUGCGUUUCCGGUGGGCUUAUCCUUGACUGCACACCAUUAAUAGUAUGUGAAUAUGGAAAUGGAAACACUUCUUAAGAAAUGAUUCUCUCCUCACUUCGGAAAGAAAACAGCUAGUCGAACACUAAAAAAAAGAAAAACAGGCUUCUGUGGUGGUUUUUUUUUUCCAUUUUAACUCUCAGGGCCUUUCUGUUUGUUUCUUCUUCUUCCUUUCUUAACAGUGCUACUUUUUGAGACCUGAUCACAAAGGAAAUGUGCAUGCUUCAACAAAAUUUCAGAAGAAAAUGAUAUUCGAUUCAGCUGUUUAAAGCUGCUGAUUUGUAUGCUUUUAACAGAAAUAAAUAAGAAGUCAGGCAGACGUAGGCCAUUAGAGUGCUAUAUAUGCCUGUAUUUUUGUGCAGCAAGUCAGUUACCUUUUCUAGGCCCUGAUGACAUGGGGAGGGGCGGGGGAUGAGUAACCUCUUUUGUAGUGACAGGUCAGUGUUCAUCUAAUGGGUCAUGUCUUGUACACGGUGGGGGAGAAAAAGCUUUAUAUACCUCUUCUACAGUCACUCUUUUAAAUGCAGGUUUUCCAGGUAGGGGUGAAAGUGGCCGGUUGUUAACCACACCGGGUCUACAGUUCGUUGGGGAAAAAAAUGUAUUCCACAGGUAUAAAUAUUUUCUUUUCCUUUAUUGCUGUGACACUAUGUGUGAUAGUAAUAAUUUCAGAAUUUCAGAUUUUUGCACAUAUAGUUUUAUGCAUUAUCAAAAACAAGUGCUGCCUUGAAAGAAAAAAAAUAUGUUCUGUGAAAAUUUUUUGCAAAAAAAAAAGCUUUACUAGUUUUUUUUUAAUUGUAAAAUUUUUGUAAAGGCAGGAAAAGGAUUUUUAAAAAACUAGCAUGCUAAAUAUAUUUUUCAAAAAAAAGCAAUAAUUUUACAUGUACAGAAACGGCGGUAACAUUUAAUACUGGUCGAGAGCAACCAUUUACUUUCUACAAUAAUGGGAGAGUGCUGUUUUUGUAGUUAAAUAGGCUUCUUACACCAAGGUUUUUUAAUCUGUAUUUUUUUUUUGGUUCUAAUUUUUGGUUUGUUAAUCUUGUCUCUCUUUGAUUUGAGAUUCUACUUGUCGCAAGUUACUUGACUGUUUGCUUUGCAGUUGUUGAAGUAAUCCAGAUGUAACAUUUCUAUGUAAUUUACUGGUUUGGGGAUUUGGGGGUGUCCUUUCGCCCCAAUAUUUUUCCUCCUACACCAGCUGUAUGCCAGUGUGCUCUGUAAUCCUGGUGUAGCUAAGAAUGUCUGUGUAAAUGCCUAUAUAAGUGAUUGAUUGUAAUCAGCUCUCUUUUGAAGUUAUCUUGCAGAAAGCCGCAUAGACACAUUCCAUACUUCUCUCCCUUCCUAUUUCCUGCACCAAACCCCUCCCCCAUCAGCUCUUUUUUUCCCUCUGUUGAAUAAUAAUAGAUCAAUUUGGGAUUCACACUUCAAGUGCUAUUUUUUUUUCUCAAUUAGGCCCUUAUUUCCUUCAUUUGAAGUAAACAGGCGAGGGUUCAGGAAUGCACAAAGGUAGUGUGUGUGUUUGUAGUUAUUAAAAAGCCUUCUGUGCCCCAAAUCCGAAAACCUGUGUCAUUUACAGCUGUAAUUAUUUUGUUGGUUGAUUGGGUUUUCUUUCUUUGAAACUGUUUUUUUUGGGGGGGAAGGAUGUCUUUUUCACCCUGAUCUGGGAGGAUCCUAGUUAAUAUUUAGCGCCGAAAUGCUCUUCCUGGAGACUGUUUACUUCAGGACCGUCUGACACCAAGAGAGGAAAGUGCUGUCACUGCCAUUACCAGGGUACUAAUCAGCAAAGUUUACAAUCAUAAUUUAGCUACAUGAAGAACAACAGCAGGGGAAAUCAGUUUAAAUAAUUAUAUGCUGUGGAUAGCACAGAAAUGAGAUUUUCACUUAAUUAAACAAGAAGUGGGGAGGGUGAGGGGGACCGUCAUUGAGGAGCGGCCUUUUCCACGUGUGAAUCCCAAGCUUUGUAAUUUCCUCCUAUCAUCCAUAUUGUAUUGAUUUGUUAAUUCAGUUAGAGCCUAGUGCUUAGUAUGAUUUGUGUUCUUAUUUAUUUAGUUCUGUGGGUUUCAAAUAGCUUUUUUUUAAAAAGGAAACUUGAUAAUUUUGUAGCAUGACACCUUGUAAGCCAUCUUCUGACUGUUACAGAGACUUUCUACUACCUCUAUCAAUCUGUUUCUUUUCCUUAACAGGUUUUCUACAGUGUUUUGCAGUCUAAUGUACCUUAGACAAUAAAGGGUUCAAUUAUGAGCACUGCA
Sphaerodactylus townsendi is the source of this 7130-nucleotide messenger RNA. RefSeq names its product zinc finger protein 516 (gene ZNF516). The transcript is spliced from 6 exons. The record is from RefSeq and is a predicted model, not a curated record. NCBI's taxonomy places the organism in Eukaryota, Metazoa, Chordata, Lepidosauria, Squamata, Sphaerodactylidae. Gene Ontology annotation, biological process: regulation of DNA-templated transcription. Gene Ontology annotation, molecular function: DNA-binding transcription factor activity, RNA polymerase II-specific; RNA polymerase II cis-regulatory region sequence-specific DNA binding. Gene Ontology annotation, cellular component: nucleus. The coding region runs from base 722 to 4327 and encodes 1201 amino acids.